AUGAAACCAUUUACGACAUUCUCUUGCACUUCUUCAUUAGGUAGUUUUAGUAACAAAGAUGAUGAUAAGAGAAUCGAACCUCUCAACCUUUUUCCGGGCAAAGCUGAGAGCUUCUCGAGUGUUAAGGAUUUUAACAACGCGAAGAAGUUUAACAACAAUGAAAAAGGAGGAGAAGAUGAUGAUAAUGAUGGUGUUACAGUUGCCUUGCACAUCGGGUUACCUAAUCAUGAUAACUUGGUAAGGAAGGGAAAUGGAAAUAAUGUUGGUGAUAAUAAUAAUAAUCAACUUCGAAUGAUGACUAAUAAUUAUUGGAUACCAAGUGAUGUUCAAAUUCUAGCAGGGUUCACCCAUUUUUCUUGCCACCUUUGUAGUAAGACCUUCAACCGUUACAAUAAUCUUCAGGUAAUUGUUCCUUUUUCGUUUAUUGCAUUUUAG
Molecule: messenger RNA, 435 nt
Organism: Chenopodium quinoa (quinoa)
Lineage: Eukaryota; Viridiplantae; Streptophyta; Magnoliopsida; Caryophyllales; Amaranthaceae
Product: protein TRANSPARENT TESTA 1-like
Exons: 1
Coding region: 1-435 (144 amino acids)
Biological process (GO): anatomical structure development; regulation of gene expression
Cellular component (GO): nucleus
Molecular function (GO): DNA-binding transcription factor activity
Source: RefSeq, a predicted model, not a curated record